GGGGCGCUGCAGUUGACCAGUGAGUUUGCUUUGUGUACGCGUGUCGGUGCUAAGCGCCAGUGUCGGUUCAAAAAAAGCUUACACCUGUGCUGUACGCAGUCGGUGAAUCCCUUCACGCUAUUUGGAAUACGUCAAUGAACUUACCGUGACGAACAAAGCGACGCAGCAAGAGUGAUGGAGGCGGACCACGAUGAGGACUACCAGGAGUACCUGAACGAGUUCCGCUUCCUGCACGACGACGGCGGCCUCGAUGACGCUGAAGAGGGCGAGCAGGAGGCGGAGUGGCUGGUGGCCGCAGGCCUCUCGCAGCUGGCGGCGGCGUUCCGCGAAGGCCGCGAGUUGCGCGACGACCAGCUGGACCCGGCGCUAAGGGCGCUGCAGCUCGCCCCCCACCACGCCGAGGCCGUGCGCAGGCGCGUGCGCACGCUCAACAGGACAGUGCGCAGGCGCAAUGCCCGCCAACCCAGGGGGCGCGCGCGAAAGCCAGACAUCAGAGACGUCUUCCGGGACGUGGAGAAUUCAAGCACUGGCACGAGAUCGCGGAGUGCAACACCAGACUCCUUGGAUUCUGACCUCCCAACAGAUGAAGCAGAAGGUUCUACCAAUGAAGUGUGGUCACAGACACCUGCCCACAUAAUCCUGCCGAGAGCUGGUCACCAUGACUGGAAUGGUCUUUCUCGGUCACCUCCUAAAUUUUUCUAUGGAGCCUCCCCACCGUUACGCAACCAUCACAAGGAUAUGGGGCACCGGCAGCCAAGUACACCAUUUUCAGGCUCUAGCCUCGACAUCUUCAGUCACCCAGGAGCUUGGCGAGGCAGUAAAGGCUCACUUGCCUCAGACAAUGAAGGAAUAAAAAUGCUGAAUUACCAAAUGAUUGGUACAAUGCAUUUACCUCGGCCAAGAGAAAGGAUCCGUAGUGGUAGUGAUCCAACUGUACCUGAUGACCACAAUAAUAAUAUUGACAGCAAUAACAGGCAUUACUUGUCUCCAAACAAACUGAAGGGUAAUGGCUACAUACCAGUUGCUGACAGAAUUAAGACCAAAAAUGGUCAUGUAUCUGUUGCAAGAAGUCACAGUAAUCUAUAUAAUAUAGAUACAACUAGUGAGAAUGAACUCCGAAUGUCUAACCAAAGAAAUCAUGUAAAAGGACACAUUAGAAGGUCUGGGUCUAUUGGACAACUUGGUUUUGAAGAAAUCUGUCUUCAGAGCCAAAGUAAAAGACAACAGUAUCCUAAUGGAUUGCCAAAAGGCAAGGUUCCAUCAGGUCGUACGUGGAUAGAGUUUCUUGGUGAAGAUGACAUGCUCAGGCUUCGCCCUCUCUUGUUGCUGGAAGUAACGGCACUUCUUGAUGCUUACAAUAUUACUUUUACUAAAAGGAAAACUCCAAAAAAGAAGAGAAAAGAAGAAGGAAAUGUAUUUGGAGUUUCUUUAGCAGCACUGCUAGAAAAAGAUCAUCAAAUCAUUGGAGAGGAUUGUAAAGUGCCUCUUAUUUUCCAGAAGCUGCUGGCACAACUGGAAAGGAGAGGACUGCGAGAAGAAGGACUACUUCGUGUACCUGGUUUACAGCAGCGAGUGGAUGCGCUAUUGGCUGGCCUUGAAGCAGAGUUCUACCGACAGCCUGAAGCUGCCGAAGCACGCAUUUCUGGUGCUGGUCCACACGAGCUUGCUGCAGUUCUCAAAAAGCUCUUGAGAGAAUUACCUCAGCCCUUGCUUACUGCAGAGCUUACAGACAUGUUCUACCAAGUGCAUGCACUGCCUACAAGUGAGUUGAGACAACGAGCUCUCAAUCUGCUGGUGCUUCUGUUACCUUCUGAGUGUCGCUAUACUCUACGAGCCCUCUUCAGCUUCUUACUGCAAAUUAUACACCACCAGUCAGAGAACAAAAUGACCUUGCACAAUGUUGCUAUGAUAAUUGCCCCUUCAUUGUUUCAUCCAAGGUAUGUUCAGCCUGCUGACAAGAGUGAUCUAACAGCCCACGUUAACAUAGCAGCAAUGUGCUGCCGCCUAACAGAAGAAAUGCUGCAGUGUGGCAAUGAUCUGUGGGUGGUACCAGAGGAUCUGGUUGCACAGAUAAGGCGCCUUAACGAGGAGGAACGAUAUCUCAAGGGACAUAAAGAAAACAGCAAACCGAUGAAAAAAUUGCUUGGUCGUAAGGGCCCAGCACGUGAACCUAUAACGCGGAAAAUUGAUAACGAAGUUGACUUCCAAGAUGGAGUGAUACGAGUAAAUGCACCACAAUUCCAACUGAAUGAAAUACGUGUGCAGUUAACAGAUGCGACAACAGCUGGUGAUGUAGUUCUUCGCAUUGUGGAAGAGGCCAGUAAAAGGUCAGAUGUGCCCAUGACCGGAAUAAAAAUGCCUCGAAAGCCACAGUCUAGAGCUUUAGCAGAAUUGGCUCCAAAUGGAAACCUAAGCUGUAUGUUAGCAACUGGAUAUCCAGAGAUAACACUCCAGACACAUUACCUUUACGAGAUUGGUGGAAACAUCGCUCAACGUAGAUUAGAACACAGUGCAAAUCUAUUAGCUGUUUAUAAGGACAAUCCAAAUGCUCGAUGGACAUUGCGCUGUGAUCACAGGAAUGCAAAUAAUGAAACAUGACAUGUAUUGUCACACAAAUGACCAUCACCAUCAUCAUCAUGAACCAAAUUUAUAAAACUAUGCAAAGAGAGCCUUGUGAUCUUGUGUGAACUUUGUUAAUGUGUAAAAUAAUUUUAUAUUUGCCUGUGCAACAUCAUACAGUCUUAACAUUAGAUGUACAUAGUGUAAUUUAUUAUUUUUGGAAUAAAUAAGAAAUUCUGAA
Molecule: messenger RNA, 2800 nt
Organism: Schistocerca americana (American grasshopper)
Lineage: Eukaryota; Metazoa; Arthropoda; Insecta; Orthoptera; Acrididae
Gene: conu
Product: rho GTPase-activating protein conundrum
Exons: 15
Coding region: 175-2598 (807 amino acids)
Biological process (GO): signal transduction; regulation of small GTPase mediated signal transduction; regulation of actin filament polymerization
Cellular component (GO): cytoplasm
Molecular function (GO): GTPase activator activity
Source: RefSeq, a predicted model, not a curated record